Messenger RNA from Xyrauchen texanus (razorback sucker), 4998 nucleotides. Its product is annotated as somatostatin receptor type 2-like. The coding region runs from base 494 to 1621 and encodes 375 amino acids. NCBI's taxonomy places the organism in Eukaryota, Metazoa, Chordata, Actinopteri, Cypriniformes, Catostomidae. The record is from RefSeq and is a predicted model, not a curated record. Gene Ontology annotation, cellular component: membrane; neuron projection. The transcript is spliced from 3 exons. Gene Ontology annotation, biological process: cellular response to glucocorticoid stimulus; neuropeptide signaling pathway; cellular response to estradiol stimulus. Gene Ontology annotation, molecular function: neuropeptide binding; somatostatin receptor activity.
CCGAAGGAAUUCGACAACUGCUUUUGACAUUUUGUUAUUUUCAUCACUCGACUUUUAAGUUGAUCGAGUGCAGUGUUGCCAUUCAUAUCUAAACGAUUUUCUUAGUUUAUUUUCUGCAGGAAUAACAGUGAAAUUGUCGGACAUUUAUUAUCUGAGGGGAUCUGCCGGUCCUGACGCACAAACGGACCCACGCGGGUUUAUGAGGAGGUGUGAAGUCGGAGUGUCGUUUAUUCUGAGUUGGAUUUCACACUUGCAUUAUUAUCGUGCAUUUCUACGAUAAUAUUAUGAUGGCCAAUGGAAGCAUGUGAAACGAUCAUAUUCCAGGAAUGGAUUUCCAAAGAUGUUCCAUAACUACAGGCAAAUCAUUAAUGUGAUUUGUUCUUGUAAUGCCACAACAAAUAACAGGGAUACAAACUCAGGAGGGGUGAAAAAGGUUACACAUAAUAAACUGUGGACUCGAUCUUCGCAAGCCCUGUGAAUAAACACAGCCAAAAUGGAGACAUGGACGUUUAUGCCCUUUUCCAAUCUGUCCCUUUUCAAUGAUAGUUUCUUCCCAGGGAACGAGUCUGACUUUGGUUUGGAGAUUUACCCCCACAAUGGAACUCACCCUGGCUUUGACCAAACCAGUUCUGUAGUCAUCACAUUUGUGUACUUUGUAGUAUGUGCAGUGGGGCUCUGUGGUAAUGCCCUAGUCAUCUAUGUUAUCCUGCGCUAUGCCAAGAUGAAGACUGUCACCAACAUCUAUAUUUUGAACCUGGCUGUAGCAGAUGUACUCUGCAUGAUGAGCCUACCAUUCAUUUCCAUUCAGCUAGCGCUGCUUCACUGGCCCUUUGGAGCUGCUAUUUGUCGCGUUGUCCUAACUGUGGACUCAAUGAACCAGUUUACAAGCAUCUUCUUUCUAACAGUCAUGAGCAUUGAUCGCUACCUGGCUGUGGUGCAUCCAAUAAAAUCCACCAAAUGGCGAAAGCCACGCGUGGCCAAGAUGAUUAGUUUGGCAAUGUGGGGUGUGGCUCUGCUGGUCAACCUACCAAUUAUGAUCUACAGUGGCGUGAACACCAAAAGGAAUGAGGCACGGACAUGUACCAUGUUGUGGCCAGAGCCCCAGAACACCUACAACACUGCUUUCAUCUUCUACACCUUUUUCUUGGGCUUUUUUCUGCCGUUGACAGUUAUCUCCUUGUGCUACCUGCUCAUCGUCAUUAAGGUGAAGUCUUCAGGCAUGCGAGUGGGUUCAACGAAAAGAAAGCGCUCAGAGCGUAGAGUCACACGCAUGGUGUCUAUUGUGGUGGUGGUUUUUGUUCUCUGCUGGUUACCUUUCUAUGUAUUCAACGUGACCUCUGUGACUGGAACCGUGCCAUCCACAUCUGUGCUGAAGAGCACUUUUGACUUUGUGGUGGUGCUGGGUUAUGCAAACAGCUGUGCCAACCCCAUCCUCUAUGCCUUCCUGUCGGACAACUUUAAGAAGAGUUUCCAAAAUGUUCUGUGUCUAAAAAGGGUUGGAGGCUUGGAUGAGAUUGAUCGCAGUGACAGUCGUCAAGAAAGGACUCGAAUGGUCAACGACGUCAUGACGGAAACACAUAACGCUGCACUGCUCAACGGAGACCUGCAGACCAGUAUCUGAGGAUGGUUUGUUGCCUUGAAAGAUCUUGGCCUUAAAGUCACUUUUGACACUGCUGAGAUGACAUAUCCUACAGUAAGGCUAAAAGUGAAAUUUGGCCUUUGACCAUUACAUUUUCAGACUCCCUGCUGUGAGAAGCUCUAAAAUUCUAAAUUGUAAAAUGUAUCUAAGUGAGAAGUGAUUAUGAAACUUUACAUAUCUCAUUUAUUAUCAUAUACUAUUUAUUUUCAAAGCAGUUUUAGGACAUCAUGGGUGUCUUAAAGUGGUCUGUUGGUAUUGUUUACCAGGUAACACAACAAGAUCCUUUUGGACAGCUCGGCUGACUGAUCUCAUGCAUUGAAGCGAUGAGGAUAUGCUAAGAAUGUGAUUUACUGUAAAUAUCUGUCGUUAUUUUACUUGGUGUCACUGUCUGAAAGAAAUGCUUAAGCUGUUGUGUUGUUUUGUGUUUUGUUCACUUCAGUGCCAAAAUUGUCUUUAAAGUUAUGAGCUAAGUCCAUUGAUAACUCAAGGUCAUUGCCCUCAUUAGAUAAACACCAAAACGCCAAUAAGCAAAGGCUUAUUAUUAUUGAGGGAUCUUCAAUGAUGAUACAUGCAGAAUAGUGAUGCAUGAAGAGAUGUUGUUAUACAAACCACAUCACUGAAUUUAAAAAAGUUCCCAACAUGUAGAGAGAGAAAAGAAAAAAACUGAUCUAAAGUUGUAUGGCCUAGUUAUUUGUUGUAAUUUUGUGAAUUAUGCUUAUGCUUAUAAUAUCUUACUAAACAGACAACGAUGAAAGAGAACUCAAGAGGGCAUACAGUUCAUUCAGCUUUAACUAAAUGAUUUUGAGAAAAAUGCAUAAUCUGAAUUUGGACUGCAAUUCUUAUCAAAAUGUUAAAUAUACCUCAUUAUAAAACAUAAGAUGCACAGCCUUUAUACAUCAUUGUGAUGAAUGGUCUCUGUCAUUAUAAUGGAACCAUUUAUGGAACACAGAACAAGGACUAUUCUGUGGUAACAAAGAAUGUCAUUGUAACAGCUGCUUUCCAUUUUCAAUGCUUGGAGGGAAAAAAAAUAAACAAUCAUAAAAUGAUGCUGUAAAAGCAUUACUGUAAAUAUUUUUUUAAAAAAGCACAUAGAAUGAGAGAUGUAGAAACUUUGGUUUGUUUGUGUGCAUUCAUUCAUAGAGCUUUAACAACUAACCCUCCAACAUGAAUGUGCAAUCACCUCAUCUACUAUAAAAUGCUUGUAAAUAAAACACUAAUUCCCUGUAACUAGAUUUGUCACUCACAGAGCUAUAUAAUGUGUAAAUACUCUGGCAUGUUUACAUGCACAGCAAAAUGUUGAUAACUAGGCUAUUGAAUAAAUCUGACAAUGCAAGAAACCCACGUUUACAUGUGAUUUGAAAUGAGCAUAUUUACAUUCAUGAUCUGGCUACAUCCACAUUAAUCUAGAAACAUUUGAACAUACAUUUUCAUUUUCAAAACUUUCUCCAUCCACACUGCAGUUUUCAGACUGAAAUGCUGAGUAAACUUUCCGUCGCCUCUGAAGGAAUGCGAUAUGAAGGUUGUACAAAGUCAAAUUUAUCUUUAACAAUGCUUUUAAAGUGAAUAGCAGGCGCAACAACGUUGCUACAACAUGGGCUGCCAUCUUGAUUGUUCUGUGUCACUUGACAACAAAUAAGUCAUCAUUUUUUUAUAUUUCCGUUUUCCCUGUCCACACUUCAACGCAAAGACUGCAUUUUCAAAUAUAUCCACUUGGGAGAGAAUUUUCGAAAACCUGUUUUCGCUGUCAGAAAUGCCGGCUCAGUGUGGAUGGAAGGCCAAAACAUUGAGAAAAAGAUGCGUAUUCAAACUAAAACAUAUAAGUCUGGACGCGGCCUUAGUGUAAAUGUGGCCUUACACUGAUUAUUCUUAGUCAACAACAUGAGAAGUCAUGUAAAUGCCUUAGAAGUCUUUCCUUUGUUGUGGUACGGUUAUAAACGAUUUGAGGAAAAGCCACUGGCUCAUGUAGAUUUUUACCUAUUACCCUGAUUUCGCAUUUCAAGUAAACACCUUUAUCAGGGUUCCUUCCGGUUAAUCCAGUGUGCAAAAAUGUUGUGUACAUGCCUGUUUAUGUUUUUGACAUCAAAAGCAGAGAAUAACCAGAUGAUUUCAAGACUCAUGUAAACACGGUUUUCUUGCGUUGUCGAUAUUUUUGAAUAAGCUCAUUUUUGGUAGUUAUGUAAUGCAUGUAAAUGCACUAAAUGAAACUUAUAUAAUUCUUUCAUUUGACACUUUUAAGGGUUUUAGUGCAUUUCAACAUUUGUGAAGGGCUAAAGCAAUUAUUUAAACUGGAUUUGUUUAUUGUUUGUCUGUAUGCAACAUAACAACAACUGGUGAUAGUCUAAAAGUCAGUUGUCUGAUAUGCUGCAAGUGAUGCGAGGUGAAUGCGUUCAUGGUUGGUAUUGUGUAAACAGUUAUUUUCUAGGAUCAAUACAAAGAUCUUUUGAAACUUGGGGAAGAAUUAUUGAUUUUUAAAGUGGUUAUCUCAGUAUUCAUUUUGUCCAUGUAGUUUUUCCUUAAGUGAGUUCAAUAUAAUGUGCCUUCAACUGUUAAGCAGUAUAUGGUUUGUGUUAGUGUGUAGUGCUUUAUUGUAGUUUCUCAUGUCAAGUUGCCUAGAGUUCCUAUUCUGAUAGAUUGUACAAUAUAGCAUUUCAAUGUUACUUCUGUAUGCAUCACAGAUUUCAAUGUUUUCUGUCAUUCCUCAACAUACCACAUGCUUUGACCUUGAGGAAUGAAUAAUCUCUCAUCUUAAACAAUAGUUGAAAAGAAUAAAGGCUAUGUAUUGUUUACCCGAGGGGUCUCCGAGGUAAUUUUCAGCAUGUAGCAUAACUCAUUGCAACUUUAAUGGAAGGCUAUUCUGAGAUUGAGUGCCUGUCAUUCUCCUGGUUGCUAAGCAGCCACAGCUCAGUUUUUGCAGUGUAAUGAGUAAUUUAGUUUGAAGGUCCAAUUUAUUACAAAGCACCCAAGCAGGAUAAUCCUCAAGUGUAAUUAAAUGACUUUUUUUUUUUUUUCAAACACUAUUGUUGUGAGGUCAUUUUUGGACAAACUGUGAUUGUGUUUUAAUUAAACUUCACAAAGGCACAGACUUGUUUUUAAGUGAUUUUUUUAUUGAAUAGGGAUUAUAACACAUGUUCAACGUUCUAAAUCUUACAAAAUAAGCAGAAUACAUGAUUAAAAUUACCUUCUUGUAAUAUUGUGUUUUUUGGUUAUUUUUUAUGUAACCAAGUCAUAUAAGUUGCAUGUAAACAUUUUUGCUGGGAAGUAGGCUGGAAAUGAUCAUUUUUUCAAUGUGUUUAAGAAAAUGGAAUUCCCAUAUACAAUGUGACAUCAUAUUGUCAAGAAAUCAUCCUCUCAUACAUAAA